AUGGACCAUGAAGACGACAAAAACUCAGUGGAUAUCCAUGACAACCCCCCGGCUCCUGACAACGUUGUGAGGGAGGACGGAGACACAGUAUACUUUAUAUAUGAAGAAGAAGUAGAGGUGGAAGAGAAGGAACCUGAACCUCCACCACCUGUCAUUCGUGUCAAUGACAAGCCCCACAAGUUCAAGGACCACUACUGCAAGAAGCCCAAGUUCUGUGACGUCUGUGCUCGGAUGAUAGUCUUGAACAACAAGUUUGCCCUGAGGUGUAAAAACUGCAAAACCAACAUACACCAUUCAUGUCAGUCCUAUGUUGAGUUCCAGAAGUGCUUUGGCAAAAUACCACCUGGCUUCAGACGGGCCUACAGUUCCCCUCUGUAUAGCAGUGACCAACCAGAUCCAAACAAUCCAAAUCGGAAUGACCCUGUCUUUGACACUCUACGGGUGGGCGUCAUCAUGGCGAAUAAAGAGCGCAAAAAGAAUGAAAAUGACAAGAAAAAUAUGCUGGUGAUGAUGGAAGAAGAGGAAGAUGAGAAUCAGCAGCCCAAAGAAAAUGAGGAUGGAGGAGAAGGAAAGCCUGAGGAAAAGAAGGAGAAAGGAGGAGAAAAAACAGAUGAUAAGCAAAAAGGAACCUUCUCCCAGUCGCACUAUUACUUGGCUCUCUACCGCUUCAAGGCCAUAGAGAAGGAUGAUCUGGACUUUCAUCCUGGUGAUCGCAUUACAGUCCUCGAUGACUCCAAUGAAGAGUGGUGGAGGGGAAAGAUGGGAGAGAAGAGUGGCUAUUUCCCCACCAACUAUCUCAUAAAGGUGCGGGCAUCAGAGAGGGUUUAUAAGGUGACACGGUCUUUUGUCGGGAACAGAGAGAUGGGACAAAUCACACUGAAGAAAGACCAAAUUGUGGUGAAGAAAGGAGAUGAGAAAGGUGGCUACUUGAAGGUCAGCACUGGACGCAAGCUUGGCUAUUUCCCCUUUAAUCUACUGCAGGAGAUCACUGUGAUAUAA
Nerophis lumbriciformis (worm pipefish) is the source of this 999-nucleotide messenger RNA. Lineage: Eukaryota; Metazoa; Chordata; Actinopteri; Syngnathiformes; Syngnathidae. The record is from RefSeq and is a predicted model, not a curated record.